This is a messenger RNA of Impatiens glandulifera, 1379 nucleotides long. RefSeq names its product feruloyl CoA ortho-hydroxylase F6H1-3-like. The record is from RefSeq and is a predicted model, not a curated record. The coding region runs from base 1 to 1200 and encodes 399 amino acids. The transcript has 3 exons. NCBI's taxonomy places the organism in Eukaryota, Viridiplantae, Streptophyta, Magnoliopsida, Ericales, Balsaminaceae.
AUGGCACCAACUCUAGCUAAUCCGAUAACCAGUUUAUCUUCAUGGGAUGAAGUAUUUAACUUCGUGGUGACCGAAGCUAACGGAGUUAAGGGUCUUUCCGACUUGGGUCUCACCGGUGUUCCUAACCAGUACGUCCAGCCCGUUGAUCAAAGAAUUCAUACCAACCAGCAAUCGACCUCUACUACCAAAUCAGUCCUUCAAAGUCAAGAUCUUGAUCAACAAACUCUUCAUUCGAUUCCAAUCAUCGAUCUGAAGAAUUGGGAGUGGUUAACUAAUGAUGAUGAUAUUCUCGACAAUGACCAUCCAAUCGGUAAGUCAAUAUGUGAUGCAGCUGAGAAAUGGGGAUUCUUCCAAAUCAUUAACCACGGAGUCCCUCUCGAGGUUCUCGACAAUGUUAUCGAAGCUGCUCACCGCUUUUUUGCCUUACCGGCGAGUGAAAGGCGUAAAUAUGUCAAGGAAAACUUGCCACAAGAUGCAUCUAUUGAAUUACUCACUAGCUUUAGUCCACAAAAAGAGAAGGUUUUGGAAUGGAAGGACUUUCUCAUGCAUGCUUUUUACGACGACGAUUUUGAACAAAAAUGCUCGAGCUUUUGGCCCUCGGUCUCUAGGGAGCAAACAUUGGAAUACUUCAAAUGUGUGAAGCCCUUGAUCAAACGACUAUUAACCGUUCUUCUAAAAGGAGUUGGAUUGAAAGAAAUGGACGACAAAAGAGAACAUCAACUUAUGGGCCUUCUAAUGGCUAACUUCAAUUAUUACCCGAUUUGUCCAACUCCUGAAGUGACGGCCGGAACUGGCCGUCACUCCGACAUCUCCUCAAUUACUGUCCUUCACCAGGACAGUACCGGUGGACUCUAUGUGAAAGCUCCUGAUUGGAUAACCGAAGAAAAAGUUGAGAGUUGGAUUCAUGUUACUCCGAUAAGGGAAGCAUUAGUUAUUAAUAUAGGAGACGUGUUACAAAUAGUGAGCAAUGAUCGAUACAAGAGUAUUGAGCAUCGUGUGAUUCCUAGCUCCGCUAAAAAUAGGGUAUCGGUUCCAAUUUUUGCUGACCCGCCUAAGGAUGCAACCAUCGGUCCUCUACCUGAAAUCUUGGAGAGAGGUGACAAGGCUAUUUAUAAAGAUAUUUUGUACUCGGACUAUUUCAAGUACUUCUUUGGAAAACCGCAUGAUGGCAAAGGAACUAUCGAGUGUGCUAGGGUUUAAUUUUAUCGUUACGUAAGUUGGAUGCAUAAGUUGGAUGCAUAAGUUUAAUUUUAUCGAGAUGUAAGUUCGAUGCAUGUAUGUUUGAAGUUGAUUGUUUUAAGUUUCUUUAUCUUUGUUAGCAUUUGAAUAAUGUAUUCCAAAAAAUAUUAAUAAUGGCAUGAAUAAAUUUAAGUUAUUUA